GCUCUGUUCAUAUGCUUUGAAAGAAAAAUAAAAAAAAUGUCGAAAUCAAAUCCAUCGAUGGACGUGAGUGCCCUCACAGCCGAGGUCGCAUCAUUCGUUUCCUCUAUCGGUUUGGCUUCGUCUCUUCCUUCUUCUGGUUUCAACGACACCGAUUUCCGGAAAAGCGGUAAACCCAAAAUCCAGAAACGGAAAAAGCCGAAGAAGGACAGCUCCGAUCAGAAGAACCGGAAAGAGGGUGGUGGUCAGGGAGACGCAAGGAAGCCGAAAUCGACAAUUGGGAACGAAGCCGGCAAGAAUUCGGGAGCGAAGAAUCAAACCCCCAAAGAUACGCCGGCGAAACAAGCCAUUAACCCGAAGCCAAAGCCUGAUUUUUUGUCGAUUGACGAUGAGAAUACUGGGUUUAAGGCGAAGCGUUUCGACAAGUACAAGGCUUUGCCGAAGCUACCGUUGGUGAAGGCGAGUCUAUUGAGCUCGGAGUGGUACAAUGAUGCACAGGAGCUGGAGGAGAAGGUCUUUGGCGGAGGAGAUAACAAGAGAGUGGCGAUGACGAACAAGGAGGAUUUGAAGGGUGUGGUGGAGAAGAAGAGGGAACUAGGAGAGAGAUUGAUGUGGCAAUACGCAGAGGACUUUGUAACGUCUCAAGGAAAGACCGGAGACAUGAAGAUGGUGAUUUCUGCUCAAAAGUCAGGGACAGUAGCAGAUAAAAUCACUGCCUUUGAGAUCAUGGUGGGAGAGAACCCCAUUGCAAACAUGAGGUCUCUUGAUGCCUUAUUGGGAAUGGUUACCUCAAAGGUUGGAAAACGAUAUGCAUUCAAGGGUCUUAAGGCUCUAUCAGAAAUUCUGAUCAGGCUAUUACCUGAUCGCAAGCUGAAGACACUCUUACAGCGACCCUUAAACAGCAUUCCGGAAAAUAAGGAUGGUUACUCGCUUUUGCUGUUUUGGUACUGGGAGGAAUGCUUGAAACAGAGGUAUGAGCGCUUUGUCACCGCUCUUGAUGAAUCAUCUAAGGAUAUGCUCCCAGAGCUUAAAGACAAGGCUUUAAAGACUAUAUAUUUCAUGUUGACAAGUAAAUCAGAACAGGAGCGGAAAUUGCUUGUGUCAUUGGUGAAUAAGUUGGGGGAUCCUCAAAACAAGAGUGCAUCUAAUGCUGAUUAUCACCUGACAAAUCUUUUGGCUGAUCAUCCUAAUAUGAAGGCCGUGGUGAUCGAUGAAGUUGACUCCUUUCUCUUUCGUCCCCAUCUUGGGAUACGUGCAAAGUAUCACGCUGUUAACUUUCUGAGUCAGAUUCGAUUGAGCCACAAAGGAGAUGACCCGAAGGUGGCAAAACGCCUAAUUGAUGUUUAUUUUGCCCUAUUUAAGGUUUUAACCACAGAAGCAAAUAGGAAACCAGGCGCAGAUAACAAAGUGGCUGAAAAGAAAAAACCCAACCCAAAGGACACAAAAGAAGAGAAGCCUUCUGAUGCACCUGUUGAAUUGGAUUCCAGAAUUCUAUCAGCUCUACUGACGGGAGUUAACAGAGCUUUUCCAUAUGUUUCCACUGACGAGGCCGAUGAUAUAAUUGAAUCCCAGACGCCGGUGCUUUUUAAACUGGUACACUCGAAGAAUUUCAAUGUGGGAGUUCAAUCACUGAUGCUUCUUGACAAGAUCUCAUCCAAGAAUAAGAUUGUCAGUGACAGGUUUUACCGUGCAUUGUACUCGAAACUUCUACUGCCCUCCGCAAUGAACUCUUCCAAGGCAAGCCAAUUUUUGAACCUUCUGUUUCCCUACUUUUCUAUCACGUCUGUUUAUCCUUAUCGAAUAGAUCAUUAUCUUCAUAAUUUGGUAGAGCCCGCUGAGAUGUUUAUUGGGCUUCUUCUCAGAGCCAUGAAAAACGAUAUAAAUGUGAAGCGUGUGGCUGCCUUCUCCAAAAGAAUCUUGCAGGUUGCGCUACAGCAGCCUCCACAGUACGCAUGUGGAUGCCUUUUCCUUCUGUCUGAGGUGCUAAAAGCAAGACCUCCUCUGUGGAACAUGGUUGUUCAGAGGGAAUCAGUUGAGGAAGAUGAAGAUGUAGAACAUUUUGAGGAUGUGAAAGAGGAGGAUGAUAUUGAUCCGAACAAAGAAGUAGAGAAAGAAGCGAAUGAUAUUGAAGUUGAUAAUGACAAAAUCGCAAGUAGGGAUGGUGAUUCCUCUUCAGAUGACGAAGAAGCUUUGGCGGUCAGGCAGUCUGAUGAAGAAGGUGUUUAUGCUUCUGAUGAUGCUGAGGAUCUGGUUAUAAAAGAACCCUCCCAUGAGCUUAAAGAUACCAUGGAGGUUUCUAAUGAUAGCGAGAAAAAAAGCCAACCGCCAUCAAAAUCAAGUUGUCUUCCAGGAGGAUACGAUCCUCGCCAUAGAGAACCCUCUUACUGUAACGGAGACCGCGUGAGUUGGUCCGAGUUGGUGGUUCUUUCUUCACACGCUCACCCCUCGGUUGCUACGAUGGCUGGAACUCUUCUCUCAGGAACUACUAUAGUUUACAAUGGAAACCCUUUGAACGAUUUAUCUCUAACUGCUUUCUUGGAUAAGUUUAUGGAGAAGAAACCAAAGCAAAACACUUGGCAUGGUGGCUCCCAGAUCGAACCUUCCAAGAAGCUUGACAUGUCAAACCAUAUGAUUGGUUCUGAGAUUAUCUCGUUAGCAGAAGAAGAUGUGUCACCUGAAGAUCUAGUCUUCCACAAGUUCUACGUGAACAAAAUGAGUAGUACAAAACCAUCAAAGAAAAAGAAGAAGAAGAAGCUACCUGAAGAAGAAGAUGCCGAAGAACUUUACGAUGUGAAUGAUGGUGAUGGUGGAGGGAACUACGAUAGUGAUGUUGAAUUCGAGGCUGGUGAUGAGAGUGACAAUGAGGAGAUUGAGAAUAUGUUGGAUGAUGUUGACGAUGAUGCAGUGGAAGAAGAGGGUGGUGAAUAUGAUUAUGAUGAUCUAGAUGGAGUAGUGGGCGAUGAUGAUGAAGAGCUUGUGGCUGAUGCGAGGGAUGCAGAGAUGGACACAGAAAUGGAUAUGCUUGAUGGUGAAGAAGAUGUUGAUGAUGAUGAUGGUGGUGGUGAUGAUAGUGAUGGUGAUGAUGGUCGCGGUAACAAGAAAAAGAAAGAAAAAGGAAAACGAAAAUCUCCAUUUGCGAGUCUUGAAGAGUACGAGCAUUUGAUAGACCGAGAUGAGAAGGAUGAUUCAAAGUCUAAAAAGAAAGAAACAUCAGAGCCCAAAAAGAAGAAGAAGAAGAAGACCAAAGCAUCAGAUUAA
This is a messenger RNA of Thlaspi arvense, 3255 nucleotides long. Lineage: Eukaryota; Viridiplantae; Streptophyta; Magnoliopsida; Brassicales; Brassicaceae. The record is from the annotation of a GenBank genome assembly.